Messenger RNA from Drosophila willistoni, 774 nucleotides. RefSeq names its product shematrin-like protein 2. Lineage: Eukaryota; Metazoa; Arthropoda; Insecta; Diptera; Drosophilidae. The coding region runs from base 1 to 774 and encodes 257 amino acids. The transcript has a single exon. The record is from RefSeq and is a predicted model, not a curated record.
AUGAAUCUAUUGAAAAUUUGCAGUAUUUUAAGUCUUUUGUGGGCUUUUGCUGCUGCCGCAGCUAAGAAUGAUAAGAGGAAAUCGGAUCAACCGCAGGGCAGGACUCUUGGUUUAUUGACACCUCUACUUUUGGGUGGCGGUGGACUCUUCGAUGUUCCAGUGCCAAUCAGCGGGGGAGGAGGAGGAGGUGGUGUUGGUGGGGCUGGCAGUGGAGCACAAUCUGAUCCUCUAGAUCAAUAUGGAGGAAAUUAUGGCAACUACGGACCAAAUUAUGGCUAUAGACCCAAUUAUGGUUAUGGUUAUCCCUCGUAUAACUAUGCUUAUCCAAAUUAUUAUAGACCUGCCUAUAAUUGGUAUAAUGGAGGAGGCUAUCAAAGACCAUAUACCUAUCCCUAUAACUAUUAUAGACCUACCUAUCCCAAUUAUAAUAAUUAUAAUUAUGGAGUAGGAACUGGAGUCGGCGCAAGACCAGGAGUUGGUGGUUAUCCCUCUUAUAAUGCACAGAGUUCCAUAGCUUCUUCAGGUGUUGGCUACCCAUCAUAUAGUUCGCAAACUUCUCUAUCUUCCUCCUCUCCUGGAGCUACUUCUGCUGGCGCUGCGGCUGGUUCCCAAUUGACUCAAGCUCAGACAGCUCAAUUGGCUGGCCUUUUGGGUCAGGCUUUGGGCUCUCAGUUGCGACCUUUGUUAGCCAAUGGAGGCGCUGGAGCUGCUGGCACUGCGUCUGGAGCUAAUCCUCAAGCCUUAAGCGGCUUGUUAAGUUUACUUUCUGGUUAG